Racocetra persica is the source of this 1279-nucleotide messenger RNA. The record is from the annotation of a GenBank genome assembly. NCBI's taxonomy places the organism in Eukaryota, Fungi, Glomeromycota, Glomeromycetes, Diversisporales, Gigasporaceae.
AAAGCUGUUCGAAUAAAUGCUGUUGGUUCAGGCAUGGAACUGGAUGAUCUUAAUGUUAUACUUCGUUCGAAGAAUCUCGAGGGCAUUGUUAUACCCAAAGUUGGGUCAGCGGAUGACGUUAAAUUUGUUAGCCGAAUGAUAGAUUUAAUAGCACCUGAUGAGAGUCGGUCUAAAAUUCGUUUACUGGCGUCAAUAGAAAGUGCUUUGGCCAUUAUGAAUAUUAAACAAAUCGCAACGUCUGAUCCUAGACUUGAUGCCCUAAUCUUUGCUGCUGAGGAUUAUUGCGCAGAUGUUGGAAUUGUAAGAACGCGAUCACGGAAGGAAAUGUUGCUAGCGCGACAAACCAUAGUAACGGCCGCCAGUGCUUAUGAAUUGCAAGCAAUUGAUCUGGUUUGCGUUGAUUUUAGGAAUGAUAAUAUCCUGACAGAAGAAUGUCAAGAAGGCCGAGAGAUGGGUUACCUCGGAAAACAAGCAAUUCAUCCGCGUCAAAUCGAUAUUAUACAACAAAUGUUCUUACCUGAUAUGCAAGAUGUAGAAAGAGCUGCACAUAUUGUUUAUGGUUACGAGCAGCAUUCUAAAAAAGGAAUUGGGGCGUUUGACUUGGAUGGCAAAAUGAUUGAUCUCCCAAUGGUCAAGUGGGCAGAACGAAUACUCGCAAGGGCCACAACUGGCGGAAUAAUCAUUCCUGAAAUAAAAAAAGAUGAAAAGACAGUUACAAAAAAAAAAAUGUCACCUCGUACAAAUUCACCUCCACCUUCGUCUUACGGUUUGGACGAUAGUUUCGAGUACGCAGAAUAUAACCCCGGCUCUUCUUAUUAUCCGUCGACGCCGGCAGGAGGACAGCCUUCGAAUAUAAAUAGCCAAUUUUAUUCAACACAAUGUCCGGUAUCACCGCAUUCCACUCCAUCUUUGAAUAGAAACAACAUUACAGAUGCUACAGCUACUCGUGCUCAAGCUCGAGCUCGAAAUGGCUCACGUAAGACCAAGAACAAUAGUACAGGACUCUCCUCACUUUUACCUCGGACCUUAAACGUGCCACGCAAAAUACUCUCUUCUUCUGCAGUACAAUUCUUUACUCUAAUUGUGAUAUAUUCAUUUUGCAUAACAACCAUUUGUUUUAUAUUCUCCGCUUCAUAUUUCCUUACUCUUUAUGAUGACACCCGGAGGAUGCUCCGAAAUUCACGCGCUUGGGCAAAAGUAAAAAGUGGAGUAAGAGAAAAGAUCUCUAUGUUAGGUGAUGAUUGGGAGGAAUUCCUGCAAAACUACUUUGAUCAUGAAG